Messenger RNA from Dioscorea cayenensis subsp. rotundata (Guinea yam), 1473 nucleotides. Its product is annotated as probable sugar phosphate/phosphate translocator At3g11320. The record is from RefSeq and is a predicted model, not a curated record. Gene Ontology annotation, cellular component: Golgi apparatus. Lineage: Eukaryota; Viridiplantae; Streptophyta; Magnoliopsida; Dioscoreales; Dioscoreaceae. Gene Ontology annotation, molecular function: antiporter activity. Bases 187 to 1125 code for a protein of 312 amino acids. The transcript has 4 exons.
UCAGCCGUUGAUCUCAUGAAACUCUUCUUCAUCGUCUCCAUCUCGUUCACACUAUAAAUACCCUUCUUCUUGUUAAACAAGCCAAUCCACGAAGCUCCACAAGAGAUCCCCAUCUCGCUCUCUCUCAGAUCCAGAUCCCCAUUCCCCUCCAAAACCCUAACCCUAACCCUAAUUCUCGCUCCGAUCAUGGGUGCCUCGUCGCCGGCGAGCGGCAGUGGGCGCCUCUUCACCUUCGGCCUCGUUGCUUCAUGGUACUCAUCCAACAUCGGUGUGCUUCUUCUCAACAAAUACCUCCUCUCCAAUUACGGAUUCAGGUACCCGAUCUUCCUCACGAUGUGCCAUAUGACUGCAUGCUCGCUCUUCAGCUACGCUUCUGUGGCGUGGCUCAAGCUCGUGCCCUUGCAGACCGUGCGGUCACGGAUCCAGUUCUUGAAGAUCGCCGCUCUCAGCCUUGUCUUCUGUUUCUCCGUCGUUAGCGGCAAUGUUUCGCUGAAGUACCUGCCGGUGUCGUUCAAUCAGGCUGUCGGCGCCACCACGCCGUUCUUCACCGCCUUGUUCGCGUAUUUCAUGACAGUGAAACGCGAGUCCUGGAUCACUUAUUUCACUCUCGUUCCGGUUGUUACCGGCGUCAUCAUCGCCAGCGGGGGAGAACCAAGUUUCCACUUGUUUGGAUUUCUAAUGUGCAUUGGUGCUACUGCCGCAAGAGCACUUAAGUCAGUCUUACAAGGGAUUUUAUUAUCUUCCGAAGGGGAGAAGCUAAAUUCUAUGAAUCUUCUACUAUACAUGGCUCCCAUGGCUGUUUUUUUCCUACUUCCCGCUACAAUCUUUAUGGAGGAAAAUGUGCUAGGUGUCACCCUAGCACUUGCUAAGGAAGACAAGAAAAUCAUUUGGUAUCUACUUUUCAAUUCAUCCUUGGCGUACUUUGUUAAUCUGACUAAUUUCUUGGUCACUAAACAUACAAGUGCCUUGACUCUUCAGGUUCUUGGUAAUGCCAAAGGUGCCGUGGCGGUUGUCAUUUCGAUAUUGAUAUUCAGGAACCCCGUCUCCGUGACGGGGAUGUUCGGUUACACCCUUACAGUCAUUGGUGUCAUUCUUUACAGUGAAUCUAAGAAGCGUAACAAGUGAAAAUCAUAGUGAGGAGGUUUUACUUUAAGUCCAGCAGGUUCUGGUGCUUGCUCUGCUUUUGAAAGACUCAAGAGCAGAGUGAGUGCAUUGUAUAAUAUAUCAUCAGACUAGAGAACCAGUUUAAACACAGUGAGCUGGAGAACGAAACAAAAACAAAGAAAAGUGAUCGAAUUUAUAAUUUUUUAGGGAUUUUUUUUACCAUUUUGGUUAAUUGUUGGAUGGGCGAAAAGCUCAUAAGGCUCAUUUUGUAAUUUCAAGAUGUCCUUAAAAAGAAAUUUGUAUCGCAUGUAUAAUGUAUAUUAUACAUGAUGGUAUAUCAAUUGGCAAACAAAAUUCAUUAUGAUUUCA